Molecule: messenger RNA, 2403 nt
Organism: Candida dubliniensis CD36
Lineage: Eukaryota; Fungi; Ascomycota; Pichiomycetes; Serinales; Debaryomycetaceae
Gene: MNR2
Product: putative Mg(2+) transporter
Exons: 1
Coding region: 1-2403 (800 amino acids)
Biological process (GO): magnesium ion transmembrane transport; intracellular magnesium ion homeostasis
Cellular component (GO): plasma membrane
Molecular function (GO): magnesium ion transmembrane transporter activity
Source: RefSeq, a predicted model, not a curated record
AUGGGUAAACCAAAGAAACAUAUGUCAUUCAUGGCAACUAACUAUGUUCCAACGGAUGAACAGUCUCAUGAUUCAUCAUCAACGACAAAUCUACGCAAUCACGCCAACGGAACAAAGAACAGUUCUAGUUCGUUGGACCAAUUGAUAAACUCGGGCACUUUUAUAGACCAUCGGAAGGCUUCUGAUUGGGCAAAUGCACAUUCAUCACCCUCAAACACAAGAAGAAGAAAAUCAAACGGCUCCUUUCGAAACCAGAAAUCAAACACAGAUUCACCUAGUUUACCGUUAACGAAUAGAAAUUUACAAACACUAAUUAGAAGAUCCUCGACGCUCGAGGAUCCGAUCUCACCAACCGCAGUUGCUAUUGAUAUAGACAAGUUCACCAACGAGCAGAGACUGUUUGUCAAAUCAAAUACCUGGCAGGGUCAUCAUGAGGAUCGAGAUGAAGACCAAUACUCGUAUUCCGAGUUUGGAGAGUCCAACCCUUCAUCAGAACAUUCUAGUGACUCGACGUCUCUAGAUGACGUAUGCUUCCCUGACUUUAGAGAAGAUGUCAAAACUACCAGUGGCUGGCCUGAUUUGCAUGUUUUAGAAGAAUUCAUAAAGGAAGAAUUGGAAGAAGUACAGACAGACUUGGAACCAACCGUUAAUUUUGGCGGCAAUGUCGUGCACAGCGAAAAUGAGGAUGCCACAGAGAGUACACCUUUGAUAGAUAGUUUUAAAGUGAAUGAGGUUCAAGCCUUGGAUCUGGAAAAUAAUCCUUUUCAAGUCCGACCAACCCCAAUACAACCAUGGGAAAGAUCACAGCAGAAUAUACCACCCAUUUUAAAAGAUACCAGCAAGGGGCAAGUUGACAAAGAGAUUUGCCGGUUUACUUAUUUCCGUGAAGAUAUGUCUAAAACAGUACACUCUCCAACUAUACUGGGGUUGAUCGAAGAUAGAUCAAAAAUUUACGAGAGUCUUGAAGAGCUUUUCCCUCCCACCAGAUCAAAACCACCUUCUAUUCAUAUGAAACCAGAUUCGGUCUCUUCAACAAACCUAGCACCGUUGACCAAGUCUCGUCCGGAGACACCCACUCCUUCAUCUGUGAAUGAUAGCUUAUCUCGUCGUGAGCCAUUUUGGCUUGAUGUUUUGGAUCCAACAGAAGAAGAAAUGAAGGUACUUUCAAAAACAUUUGGCAUCCACCCUUUGACAACAGAAGAUAUUUUUCUUGGUGAGGCAAGAGAGAAGGUGGAAUUGUUUAAAUCAUACUACUUUGUUUGUUUCACUUCAUUUGACGUAGUGUAUGAAAAAAGACGACAGCGAGCAAAAGAACAAGAAAAGAAGUUUAUCAAAUUGCAAGAAAUGUACGAAAAAGGUUCUGAUAAUGGAAGUAUACUGGAAUCAAAAUCGCCUUUCAAAUUGCUAAAGUCCCUUUUCAGUCGAAAGAGGAGACUUUCAUCGUAUUUGGAGAAACCAACCAGCACUUCCAUUAAAUCGCAGGGCAAAAAAAUACGAGAUGGAGAACUUCUGCCAUUAAACAUGUACAUUAUCGUUUUCAAAAGUGGUGUUAUUACUUUUCAUUUUUCAGCAACCCCUCAUCCAAUUAAUGUUCGUAGACGUGCUCGAAUGUUGAAGGAUUAUUUAUCAGUAACCUCUGAUUGGAUAUGUUAUGCUUUGAUAGAUGAUAUCACUGAUUCUUUUGCCCCCAUGAUUGAAACAAUUGAAACGGAAGUGAAUGCAAUUGAGGAUGCAAUUUUGAAGAUGCAUUCAGGAGAAUCUGAUUCCGAAGAUGAAAGUGAAGAAGAAUCCGAUCAUCCAGAUAAUGUUUUUGUUUUCAGAAAACGAUCAAAGUCGAUGGUGGACCAUAAAUCGGAACCCAGAUUGGCCAAAUCGGCAUCUAGUUCCAGUGGAUCAAGCUCAUCUAGAAUUCUUGGCUGGAAACGUAAAGGCGAUAUGUUAAGAAGAAUUGGCGAAUGCAGGAAAAGAGUUAUGUCGGUUAUGAGAUUGUUGUCUUCAAAAGCAGACGUAAUUAAAGCUUUCAGCAAACGUUUCAACGAACUGGAAGGAUCGCAGCUGGAGAUUGGAAUGUAUUUAGGUGAUAUACAAGAUCAUAUUGUUACUAUGUUGCAAGCCUUGGCCCAUUAUGAAAAGUUGUUAGCAAGAUUCCAUUCCAAUUACUUGGCUCAGAUCAAUAUUGAUAUGACGAAAGUGAACAACGAUACAAAUGAUGUGUUAGGGAAAAUCACAAUAUUGGGUACGAUUGUGUUGCCAAUCAAUGUGGUAACUGGACUCUGGGGUAUGAACUGUUUAGUUCCUGGUCAAGAUUAUGAGGGUUUAGCCUGGUUUUGGGGAAUUGUCGGAUGCAUGGCUUUAUUUAGUUUUGUUGCUUACAAUUAUGCCAGACGAGUGACUGGUUUGUAA